AUGGAUAAGAAACGUUCAAUUGAAGAUUUAAAUGAUCAAGAUCAAGAUCAAGAACAUGACAACACUAGUGAUAGUGUAGAUGUCGAAGCUAACAUGAUGGCUUUGAAAAGAGCUAAACGUGAUCAAGAGGCUAGUGAAAGUCGAGACGCCAAUGGUAAUGCAGAUGAUAAUCUGGAAGAUGAAGGUAAUAUCGAUGAAGCAUUGCUUCAAGAAACUGGUGAUUCUGAUAUCGGUAGAGACGAAGAUGAUGAAGAUGAGCAUGACCGCGCAGCCGCUGAGGUUGCUGCGGCUGCUGCAUCUUAUGGUGCUAUGCUAAGCCAACAUGGACAUGGUAAUGGUAUUGAAGAUGUUGUUGUUGAUGAUGAUGACGACGAAGAUGAAGAGGAACAUAAUCUACCUGAUGAAUUAAUGAAUCUCAGAAAUGUGAAGGGGGGUGACGACGAUGAAGAGGAGGAUGAAGAAGAGGAUGAAGAAGAAGCUUCCCGUAGACGUGAAGAAGAAGAACAAGCCAGAGAAUUACAGAAACAAAUGGAUUCGAUCCGUAAUCAUGAUGACGACAAUAAUAGUGCAGAUCAUAGCCGGGACUUGGAAAAUGGGCCCAAUGGCGAUGAACUUAAGGAGAACGAGUCUAAAUCUACACUUUCCGAUUCCAAUAAUACUAAAUCUGCCAAGAGAGAUGAAGAUCCAGAUAGAAGUGAUCUUUCUAUAUCUCAGCAUCUCCCUGAAGACGAUACUAAUACACCUGCCGGUUCUUCAUCGAAUGAAAAUGGUAAUAUGGGUGAAAAUAACGGGAACAUGUCCAACAUGGUAAACAGCGGCGGUAAUGGGGUCACCAUGAAUAAUGGCAGCGGCACUCUGAAUCUAAGACGUGGCCGUAAACCAACCAUGGCCACUGGCUCUGCUGAAUGGAAACAGCAACGGAAAGAUUCUCAUAAAGAAGUGGAAAGACGUAGACGUGAGAAUAUUAAUCAAGCCAUCAACCGUCUAAGUUCGCUUCUACCGGUACGUGAAUCCUCCAAAGCUGCUAUCUUGGCAAGAGCUGCCGAGUAUAUAUCUAAAUUAAAAGAGACCGAAAAUGACAAUAUCGAGAAAUGGACGCUUCAGAAAUUGUUGAGUGAACAACAUACUUCUCAAUUAAGUAGUCAGAACGAAAAACUAACAGAUGAAUUGGGUAAGGCUUACAAAGAUAUUAAAUACUUAAGAGAACAGAUAAGAAUACUCAAAGGUGAACCAAACCCCGAGGUGGAUCAAGGCUCCGGAGAAGUCGACGUAGAUGGCGAUGCUGACGAGAGUCUGGAAAAGAAUGCCAAACUAGAGAAGGCUUAG
Molecule: messenger RNA, 1326 nt
Organism: Henningerozyma blattae CBS 6284
Lineage: Eukaryota; Fungi; Ascomycota; Saccharomycetes; Saccharomycetales; Saccharomycetaceae
Gene: CBF1
Product: Cbf1p
Exons: 1
Coding region: 1-1326 (441 amino acids)
Cellular component (GO): nucleus
Molecular function (GO): protein dimerization activity; DNA-binding transcription factor activity
Source: RefSeq, a predicted model, not a curated record